This is a messenger RNA of Diorhabda carinulata, 1197 nucleotides long. RefSeq names its product ester hydrolase C11orf54 homolog. The coding region runs from base 165 to 1121 and encodes 318 amino acids. NCBI's taxonomy places the organism in Eukaryota, Metazoa, Arthropoda, Insecta, Coleoptera, Chrysomelidae. Gene Ontology annotation, cellular component: nucleus. The record is from RefSeq and is a predicted model, not a curated record. Gene Ontology annotation, molecular function: zinc ion binding; hydrolase activity, acting on ester bonds. The transcript has 8 exons.
AACGUUACUGAUUUCAAAAGUACUCAAAAUUUCGUGUUUUGUAUUAUAGAUAAUAAUUUUAUCAAAUGACGUAUAUUUUACAAAUAAGUUAACCUUUCACAUGUGCUUGAAAGUUAAAUAAACAAGAUAUAUCUCCAUUUAAUGUCUGAUUAUAUUAAAGAACCAUGGCUUUAAAUGCAGAGUGUUUGCCUAUGGAAUCAAAAAAGUUAUUUGUACCUCCAUUACCUGAGCUUGCAAAAGUUAUCCAAAAAACUUUACUUACAAACUUUGCUGAAGUAUGUGUAGAAGUGGUAGACUGUCCAGAUUUAACUAAAGAACCUUUCACAUUAGCUGCUAGUGGUUUAAGUGGUAGUCAAAAACUAGUUGAAAUCGGUGGUAACCCCUACUUAUUACCAUGUGUUCAACGAGAGAAAAUAUACGAAUUAAAAGACAUUGUUAAGCUUGUCAAAUCCGAUCCUGCUUUUAUUAUUGGACCAGGAGCAGGACCCAAUCCUUAUAUUGGGGCAAAUUGUGAGGGAAUCUACAAUUUGUUGAUCGAAAGUGGAAGUGUGACUAAGCAACUAACCAGGAUAUCAAAAGUUGAUGAAAACGACGAUAAAUCCGUUCAAAUUUUACUUCCCGAUAAUGAAACACGUUUAGCGUUACUUGGAAAUUUAUAUUUCUCAGAAGGAAAACCUGGAAAGGUUAUUAAAGUACAUGCUAAAAAACGAAUUGGUGAACAUAACCUCAUUACUGCUAUCAGAACUGCAGUUGAAAAUGAAUACAAGGAUAAACUAGUGGGUAUCGGAGGAGUUUUCUUAUUAAAAGAAGGCAAAGCAAAACAACACGUGAUGAGAGAUUUUUCCAAAACACCAAUUAAAAACGAGGAGAUGUUGAAUAAAUGGUUGAAAUUUUAUAAUAUGUCAGCGCCUUUAAUUGCUGUCGGAACGUUGGUUAAUGGAGAUGGGGGAUUAGAUUUACGUGUUCAACAUUUCCAUAGUUUCAGUCAUCACGGAGAAGCUGGUCACUACCACUACGAUACAACCCCCGAAACCGUGGAAUAUUUGGGGUAUUUCAAUGUAGGAGAAGAAAUAUACAGAAUCGACAGACCAAUUAAUACUCAUACUUGGGGUAGAGACUGAAAGAAAAGAAAGAUCCACAUGUUAAUUUAGAAAAUUCUAAAUUUUUGUUGAAAAAUAUAUUUAUUUUUUGUUUUCA